This is a messenger RNA of Oryzias melastigma (Indian medaka), 1678 nucleotides long. RefSeq names its product telomere repeat binding bouquet formation protein 2 (gene terb2). Bases 545 to 1159 code for a protein of 204 amino acids. NCBI's taxonomy places the organism in Eukaryota, Metazoa, Chordata, Actinopteri, Beloniformes, Adrianichthyidae. The transcript has 7 exons. The record is from RefSeq and is a predicted model, not a curated record. Gene Ontology annotation, cellular component: nuclear inner membrane. Gene Ontology annotation, biological process: meiotic attachment of telomere to nuclear envelope; homologous chromosome pairing at meiosis.
AGAUGACCAGAAUGAAAAACCAAAUACAGUUCACUGAGAAGGAUUAACUGGAAUGAAAACAGCCGUCGAUAAUUAGCAAAUGAAACCAACAAUUUAGACUGUGAAAAUAAGCCUGAAAACAAACCAUUACGAAAAUUUAAAAAAAUAAAACAUACAUAAAAAAAGAAAAACAAAACAAAGGACAUAAUAUUCACCAAUGUAAAAUAGAGCGCACAGCUAAAGUCCAAUUUUGUGAAACAAACUAAAUGUCAAACUGACUAAAUGACACACAUCAUGUCCCAGAUGUUGAACGUAGUUUAAAUGAAUCCCGUGUUAGUUGUACGUCUUCGUGUCUUCAUACACGCGCGUGGGUUAAUGUUUAACCGUAUGAAAACCCGCGGCGUUUCAUCUCACCGCUCAACACCUGCGCGGGCAGACUUGACGCAUGCUCACUCCAACACUUCCGGUUUUGACCAGAUGGGCGGGGAAAGCAGCCUCUUGCUAAAUACAUAUAUUUUAAACUAAGCUAACAUUUUUAGCACUUUCUUGUUAAAGAAAAGCAGUUAUGUUUCGGUGCAGGACUGCCUGGUUUUCCAAAAGUGUGAAUGAAGCACACCUCAAGUUUUGGGUACAAGAAGGUGGGACCAUCACAGGUUGGAGAAAAGCAGACUUCAUCUUCAGUGAGGAUGCAACGUCCUCUGACACAUUGAGGAUAUAUGAGAGCAAAGAUUUCCUCUGGGACAAAGUGACCGUUUUUCACAGCUUGUUUCUGUCGACCUGUGAAAAAAGGCAGAGUGUGAGAUCAGUGAGCAUUGGUCAUUAUGUGCUGCCCCCAGUCUCAGUGCAGCACGAGGUCAGAAAGGUUGUUGGAAGAUUGAUUUGGGAGUGUGAAAGUGACGUAUCAGUUAACCAGGAAAAUCCAGUGAAUACUAAAUGCCCGGAUGACGAGAGCGGAGAUGAGGUCAGCAUAAGCAACUAUGAAUCAUCUGAGGAAGAUUCAUCUCCUGAAAGGGAAGCUCACUUGAGAAACCAAGCAAACGGCAGACACACAGGGUAUAUCAGCAUGGACAGCCUGCAGAAAUAUUCUGGUGAACUGAGUGAUUAUCAUUCAAAGCAUUUCCCAUGCUUAAACUGUGGAGUCUGCGUCUGUUUGACCACCACGAAAUCAAACGAAAUGUAGUGAAAAAAACAACAAAAAACUUGAAAUAAGCUAAGUAUGACUGCUACUGUAUUUUUGGCACUGAAUACGAAGUAAAAAUGUUUAUGCUGUUAAAGUCAGAGGUUUUUGGAAUGCCUUAAUUUGGUUUUAAAAGCAAGAGUUACUAAAGCCGUUGUAGUUUGACCAAAUACCUUAUGAAUUUAUUUUAAAUAAUUUUACCUAUCUCUCCUUUGUUUGAUUUGAUUAAACAACUAUCAUUGUGCUUGUUUUCUUUCUUAGGCCUGGUUAAUUUUGAUUUACCUGUGGAUUUUUUUUUUUUUUUUUACAGUUUGUGCAUAAUGCUCCACUGUCUACUUAUGGCGGAAAUACAAAACUUACGUUUUGCCCUCAUACAAAGACAAAUAUGUAAUUCUACAAAUUCUACAAAAAAUUGAUAAGUUGCUUUUAUAUUCUGACCGUCCUUUUUUCAGUCAUUAGUUCUGCUCAAAUCCAGAUGUUUUCACUGACAUAUUUUUUUUCUCAAUUUUAGAUGUGUGCAAC